Daktulosphaira vitifoliae (grape phylloxera) is the source of this 1967-nucleotide messenger RNA. RefSeq lists its product as uncharacterized. The coding region runs from base 1040 to 1756 and encodes 238 amino acids. NCBI's taxonomy places the organism in Eukaryota, Metazoa, Arthropoda, Insecta, Hemiptera, Phylloxeridae. The record is from RefSeq and is a predicted model, not a curated record. The transcript has 5 exons.
UCAUAUUGGUUUCUUAUAUUUUGAAGGACAAUUUUAAGAUUUUCAAUUAAAUUAAUUGCAGUGUACAAAUCAAUUACACCACUUUGAUACCUUUACUACACCUAUUAAAUAGUUCGAGAAUAUUAUGUCAUAAUUCACACAUAAUGGCAGUUUCUAAAUAACCGAAUACUGAGCUUAAACAAGAAGCUUGGUGUCGAGUUGAUUAUUUUUGAAAUGUAUCAUUUUGAAUUUUUUUAAACGCUUCAUUAAUAUUCUCGUAGCUUAUAAAUAACGCUUUAACAGCCUCAACAUUUACACUCCAUCUAGUAACUGAUUUGGAUUUAGGAAGUGGACAAUUUUUUACUAAAGUUUUUUUUAAAAUAUCCCAGCGUUGGGUAGAGGCGGAAAAAAUUCGUAAACUUCUUGGACAAAACCGAAAAAAGAAACUGCUUCAAUUCAAUAAUCUACAGCAGAUUGUCGAACGAGAUUCAGCGAAUAUGCAAUACACGGAAUAUAAUCAAUAAAUUAAUUGCACUUUUUUAUUUCUGCUUGCAUACCAGUAUAAUUCCCACUCAUGUUGCUAGCGUUGUCAUAGCUCUGCCCACGACAAUUUUCUAUGUUAAUAUCAUUUUCUUUCAAAAAGUUAAGGAAACACAAAGCAAGAUUUGCACCAGUAUGACUUGUAACAUAAAUAAAAGUAAUGAAACGUUCUACUGGUCCAUCAUUAUUCGUAUUAUACGAAGGAACACGUAAUAAAAAAGAAAAUAGGAUUAUCAUAAAUAAUUUUCUACGUCAUCCAGGAUGGAAUAAUAUAAAUGAUGUCGAAUUAAUUAAGUAUAGGAACAAUCAGCAUAAACUGUAUGAUUUAAUUUCUGAAACGGUAACAUCAUUAAAUUGUGAUACUUGCAUACGGCUAGCAACGAUAUUUCUUGGAUGUUCUUACGCUAGUGAUUUAGAUUUAAUGAACACUUAAUUUACUAAAUUUAAAGAACUUUGUUUAGAACAAAUAGGUUCUAGUUAUGCUAAUGCGUACAGUUGUACAGUCACACUUUUAACGAAAAUGAUUGAAAUUGUUCCGAUGGCAAAAUAUAUGAAAGGAGCUUUAGAUGCAUUAGAAAAAUAUCAUAAUGUUUACCAGAUCUGCGUAAGAAGAUACCGUUUAAUUUUAAUCAGUUUACUAACAAAAAUACAGGAAGAAGAAACUUACUUGAAUAAGUUGAUAACCAGUUCGCUUCCAAUUAAGGAAGUACUAAAGACUAUAGCGAAAAUAUUAUCGGCAAGGAGUGAUGAACUUGGUGUAGAUAAGUCAUUUUGUAAACUAAAACACUUGGAUUUUGAUUUAUUGUGGAAUUUAUGGAUUACAGAAUCCAAUACAUUAAUUGAACAAAGAAAAUUUCAAGAACUAUUUAUUUUUCUUAGUGGUAAAAUUAGUAAUUUUAUCCAAACAACAAUCACGAAAAAAUAUAGUGAACUUGGAUUUAUAUAUGAUUGGAACACUAGUCAGACAUUUUUACCUGUUCAACCAUCUACCAGUGACAAUCAUGAUAUCGCACAAAAUCCUUCUACAAAUUUUACACAAAAUACCAAUUAUGUAAAUACGCAAGAAGCAAUCCAACAAAAUGAUAUUACAACAUACCCUUCGAUACAACAUACUAAUAAUGUAGAGACACAGGAAAAUAUUAGACAAGAAAAUAACAAUUGUGAAGAGAAUGAUGAUUCAGGCGAACUAAUUAUUUAUCCCAUUGGCCGGGAACCAUUUAAUAAAUACCUUAAUUAAUUAUUAAUUAUUAAUUAAUAAAUUAAUUUUCUUGUGCUAAAUUUUUCUCAUAGUUCCAUUAUUAUAUACAAUAAUUGUGUUAAUUUAAAUGCAUGAUUUAAAUAUUUAAUAAAAAACAAUUAAUUAUUACUAACAUUACAUUUUAUUAGUAUUCUCAAGAAAUACGUGUUACUUAACAAUGUGUUAACUAAACAUUAUUUAAACGUGUUAU